Messenger RNA from Lodderomyces orthopsilosis Co 90-125, 1290 nucleotides. RefSeq lists its product as uncharacterized. The transcript has a single exon. The record is from RefSeq and is a predicted model, not a curated record. Lineage: Eukaryota; Fungi; Ascomycota; Pichiomycetes; Serinales; Debaryomycetaceae. The coding region runs from base 1 to 1290 and encodes 429 amino acids.
AUGAUAGUUCAAGAAAUUACUCAAUCAACAAACAACCCACACAAGCAUGAGAAAGACGCACAAUUGGAAGAAACUGUGAAUAAAGAUGAGAAGCCGAGCUCUGGUGUUACUGGGGUAGAUCUUUGUUUAGAGAAAACGAAGUUGGUGACCGAUAAUCGUAGAGAUAUCGUGUUGAGAAUGUUCUGGCUUGUUGUUUUCGAGAUAGCUUUUUUAAUCACAAUGGGAAUAGCUGGUAUGGUGGCUACCAUUUUUAGAUCAUAUUUCCUUAAUGGAUCGAUACGUAUUGUAAAUUGUUGUAUCCAAUUUCUUUUGAUGCUUAUACAAUUUCCAGUGCUCAAUGUUUUAGGUUGGUGGUUAAAAUUGAAUAUUAUGUCAAGCCACUCCAGUUUCCCCGUUGGCCAGGCAUCUCAGGAGUAUAAAGCUAUAAUGAAGCAUAUUUUGAGAGACCCAAUCUUGAGCUUUGGAUACAUUGCUAUCAUAACUUGCACAUUGUGGUUGGCAUUUAUAUGUCCCGUUGAUUUCUUUGAUUCGAAAUAUAUAAACAUAAUAGCACUUGCUUUCUUCUUGCUUAACAAAAUCAAUGGCAAAGUCACUGAAAACAUACCAUUUUUUAGCUUCAACUAUAGUUCAAGUGCAUCGAGUAAUGUGAGUCGUGGUGAAUAUGACUCCUCCUCGGAUGAAACAGAAGAACAAGCUGCUGAUUUAGAGAACUUGGAACAGUUACUAGAACACACUGCAAGUGGAGAAAAAGUUAUAAAAGGUGAACAGAAUGGAGUUGAAUUUGGCCUGGUAAUUGAAAAAUACGAAGCAAAGGUCCGUCAGAGGAUGAAAAAGUACAAAAUCUUUCAAUUUGUCUUUCCCACUAUAACAAUGGUAAUUCACGCCACCCGAACAUUUUGGUCCGCAAGCAACAAGAUUGGAUCUUAUGAAAAAUACGCUUUUAUAUUGGACGAGGUACUAAUUUCAACAUCAUUUUUCCUACUUAAAAGACUCAAUAUGAAGCGCCAACACAUCAUGCUAAUUGAGUAUGUGAAAGAAUAUCUACCAAUCAUGAAGAAUAAAAGAAGAUACAGUAAAGAAGUACUGAACAGAAGGAUGGAUUUGGUUUAUGUUUACUAUCUAACAAUUUAUUGGGUGUUGUUCUUCUCAUUCUUUGUUAAUAGGGCGCCCUUUGAAUGCGUCGUUAACGUGUGUUUGGUGUUAUUCUUGAUUUUUAGAACCAACAAGGUCACUACUGGAAGCUAUUUAUCAUUUAAAAGUAAACCUAAAGCAAUGAAGAACAGAGUUUAA